Molecule: messenger RNA, 1449 nt
Organism: Dovyalis caffra
Lineage: Eukaryota; Viridiplantae; Streptophyta; Magnoliopsida; Malpighiales; Salicaceae
Source: the annotation of a GenBank genome assembly
AUGAACGGGGAAGGAAAGGAAGGAGCAGUGAAGAUGGAGGUGAAUAAUGAGAGAUUGGUUUUUAUGUGGGGAUAUUUACCUGGUGCUUUGCCGCAAAGGUCGCCAAUUUUGUCUCCGCUUGCUGUUAGGUCCACGGUGUAUGCGUGGAAGGAUGUUUGUGGCGGCGGUUGCGGUUUUGCCAUGGCCAUUUCUGAGUCUGGAAAGCUCAUUACGUGGGGUUCUACAGAUGAUCUAGGUCAAAGCUAUGUCACAUCCGGGAAGCAUGGGGAAACUCCUGAGGCUUUCCCUCUCCCAACCGAGGCUUCCAUUGUAAAAGCUGCAGCUGGUUGGGCGCAUUGUGUAGCAGCUACAGAAAAUGGAGAAGUCUAUACAUGGGGAUGGAAAGAAUGUAUUCCCUCAGGGAAAGUUUUCGGAGAUCCAUCAAGGCCGGGAGGAUUAGAAAAGGAUGCGUUUGAAAGACAGAAUCUGUUUUUCACAGAGCAAGUCAGCCCCCGCUCUCAAGGCUCGAGGUCUAGCGGUGGAAGUGGAACCUUGUCUGGGGUUGAUAGCAGAGGAAAUGGAGAUGAAAGUACAAAGAGGCGGAGAAUAUCAUCAGCAACACAAGCAGCCGAAAGCUCAUCUGCUGGAGAUGAAACGCUCUCAGCAUUGCCAUGUCUAGUAACACUUAACCCGGGAGUGAGGAUUGCCACUGUUGCUGCUGGCGGGCGCCACACUUUAGCAUUGUCAGAUAUAGGACAGGUGUGGGGUUGGGGCUAUGGUGGCGAAGGGCAACUUGGUUUUGGCUCCCGGAUACGUAUGGUGUCCUCUCCUCAUCCCAUACCAUGCAUUGACUCUGCUUAUGGAAAAGAUAGAGCUGUAGUGCUUUCUCGAGGGAGCAUGACUUCAGAGGGACAGGGUUUUAGAGUUCCUGGAAGUUAUGUUAAGGGGAUCGCAUGUGGAGGUCGACACAGUGCAGUAAUUACAGACGCUGGAGCACUACUUACUUUUGGCUGGGGACUCUAUGGACAGUGUGGUCAAGGAAGCACAGAUGAUGAAUUAAGCCCAACUUGUGUAUCUUCCUUGCUGGGCAUUAGGAUAGAGGCAGUUGCUGCAGGGCUAUGGCAUACCAUUUGUGUUUCUGCUGAUGGUGAUGUCUAUGCAUUUGGUGGGAAUCAGUUUGGACAGUUGGGAACUGGUGGUGAUCAAGCAGAGACUCUCCCCAGACUCUUGGAAGCUCCAAGCUUGGAAAAUAUACAUGCAAAAACAGUUUCUUGUGGGGCUCGCCACAGUGCUAUGAUCACAGAGGAUGGAAAAGUGUUUUGCUGGGGCUGGAACAAGUAUGGCCAGCUUGGCUUGGGUGAUGUGAUUGACCGCAACAUUCCUUCUCAAGUUAACACUGAUGGCUGUGUCCCUAAAAAUGUAGCAUGUGGCUGGUGGCAUACCCUCCUUCUGGCCGAGUCACCUACUUGA